Molecule: messenger RNA, 5712 nt
Organism: Haemonchus placei
Lineage: Eukaryota; Metazoa; Nematoda; Chromadorea; Rhabditida; Trichostrongylidae
Source: the annotation of a GenBank genome assembly
CUGAGCCUGAGCAAUUUUCAGGCAUUUCCAUUGGCUCGUGGCGAAUUCACAUGGAAUCAAGAAGACCUCUCCAAAUGUGAUUACAACUGCCGUGUGAAUUCUUGUCAUCACGGUUGUCAUGAUUUGGACGAGCCAUUGUCGAAAUGCGAAACACGUUGUACAGAAGAAGGUAUCACCUUUGACAGCUGCGCUCAAGGCUGUCAUGCAGUGGAACACGCAUUCUUGGUCCAAGUCCAAGAACUUCUCUAUCAAAUUACGGUCACAAUUGAUGCUCUCGAUGAGAGCUUACGGUUACGAUGGCAAUUUCCUGAAGCUCUCCUGGCACAGGUUCAAGAAGUGGCCGCUGCCGAUGUGGGCUGGUAUGCUCAAAGCAGGCCGUCUGAUGGAAAAACAGGGUGGAGAUGGACUGCAUUACCUCCUACCGCAUUCCGGAACUCGACCCUUUCGACGGAAAUAAAUAUUCCAUUUGAACCUACCACUCAUCUACAGGUUCAUUUAGUCUACCGUAAUCGUGUUGGUGUGUCUCGUGCGAUCACGUAUCAAAUGCCUUUACGAGUUGUACCCAGCCGACUUGAGAUCUCGUCACAACUUCAGGUCGCUGUAGAUAAAGUAGCGAUAUGUUGGAAAGCUGAAGCAUCUAUGGUGAGCUCAAACAUCAUCCAACCGGCUGGUAAAAGCAACUUUUCUUCCCGCUUUCCAAUACAGUUUCUUUCGACCGGCACCCAUCUUCUGCAAAUGCGAAACACUGACGACUACAUUGUAUCCGAAGAACCACUGGCGAUUCCAUUUGAAAUACCUGAAGGCGAUUCUAUUACUAGCGUCGAAGGUAUCUCAUCAACUUCGCUUGUGGUUGGAAGCAAUCGUGGAUCGGUAUGGUUACUUUCACUGGAAUAUAAUGACACUGUUAUUUACACCACACCUACCGUGAUCCGGCAAUCAGAUGAGGUGGAACAUUCCGCAACGCAAAUCGAAUACGAUUCGAUGCAAAAUGCCAUUUAUGUGGUUCUAAAUGACAAAGGAAUUGCUCGUUGUACACUAGAAAAUCCUUCAUGUUAUGUUCUGCCCAAUUCUGAUUCUCUCAAUCCAAUUCGAACAGUGUACUGGCAACAUUCCAGCUUUUUGUACUUCCUUGGCGCUGAUCAUCAAGUCUAUCGGUCGGAACUGUUACCAUUCGAAAAAGUAGAAAACUAUCAGCUGUCCACAGUCACUCCUUUCACAGGUAAUCUUUUGUUUAUUUAUCUACAAUUUCUCUUACUUAUUAAACUAUUCACCCUCCAAUGGACUUUAUUGAUACAUACUCCGGUUAGGCAAUGUUCUGAUAUCGGCUUACAGGUUGAUAAAAUGGAAAUAGUCGACUUCGCUAUACUGAGCGAUGCCGUUCUUCCACCAACUCUGACCCCACCAGAAAAGAUCGGACUGGUUAUGAGCGACUUGAGAGCGAAAAUUAGCUGGAUCCCUCCAGUAAAUCUUCCUUUUCAAGCAUGUCCCGGUUCCGAGUACACCGCUUCAGUCCGUGUCUGCUGGAAUUCUGUCUGCUCACCGUUCGUGAACGUCAUCAAUACGGCGUUCGCUGCACUGAAAUAUCCACCGGUAGCCUUCCUUAGGCGGUCAAACGACGCCACCACUGCGUUCGAUCUUUUGGGCGACGAAAUGCAAGCGGACUGCGACGUCGUCUAUCAUCGAGUUUCUGAACCCGGCGAGGUGUUCCCGUUCACUAGUUUUCUGUCCGUGAAGUUCCUUACAUUAUUGGCAAGCAGGGCAGUUCUGGUGUUGGCUACCUCCUAUCAGAUUGUCAGUUAUCGUCUUACUGGAACUUUUUACAGGAUUUUCUCGUGCUCUUCACCUUUUGAAGAAUGUCCAGAGAUCAUUGGGCUAUCGUCGGAUGAUACGAGCGGCGAAAUUCAUUACCUUUUUCUCAACGGAACCACCGUCCUGUAUGAGCUGAAUCAGGAAGAUCGAACACCACGCCCACUAGCUACCUCAACUGACUUGAUGCGCCAACUGUUGGUGACAAAUAAUAAGGUAAUCUUUGUAACCCAACGUGGUCGAGUCGGCCAGAGUGACAAGAAGCUUGGCUCGUUGAACGUCAACUACGCCCUCGGUGAUGUCAAUACCGUAGUUCCAGUAAAUCCAACCGACAUAUCAAAUCGAGUGGAAAUUCAAGGUAAGUACUUCGAGGGUCAAGGUACAGAGUUGGUCGUUGACUUGACGAGUUUUCAGAUAUCACUGUAUAAAGACAAACUCUUUGUUGGAGAUGCCCACACUGCAAUCACAACACUCACGAAGAUGACGUUGCCGUCAGAAUUGCUCCAGUCAUGGUCAUCAGCUCAGCGAUUCGAUGUCAGCAUUGCCGGUUCGCUUUCUCCUACGCUUCAAAUUGGACUUCAAGCACCGUUGAAACCUCCAACAGCUCCAACAAACGUGCGACUCUAUGCCACCCAACAGAAAACUGUCGAUGGUGCUCGAGCGAUUAUUUCGCUUUUCUGGUCACCCCCACUACAAUGGAAUGCGACACCUUUUCAGUACAUAAUUAACUGUACGAAGGUAAACUCGAACUCAUCCUAUCCGAUAGAUUCACAGUUUCUUUCAACUGGACUUGGUAAGUGCAUGGAGGACCUGACCUCAGAGAAACUGAAACCUUUGGUGAGGUUGUUCGCCAUUGAUUCCACCAACGCUUUGAUCGCCAUAACCAAUGUCACCCAGGACGAGCCAGUGUCAAAGAGGGAAAAGCGCCAAAUUUCGCACAUGGAAUAUCAAGCGAUUGCAUUCAUUGGCAACGAUUUGUUUGCGGUUCGGAAAGAACACGACUCUCUCCAGCCGGUACUGGUCCAGAUCGACACCAACGACAUCGACAACAUCGUUCAUAAGGUAUCAAUCGGUGGAGAUGUUUCCCGAGUGGACACAAUGACUUCUGACUGGGUAGGCCAUCGGUUGUUGCUUGUGUCCGGUCAGGCGCUCUAUCAGCUUCCCCUUGACGCAUUUCUCACCACAUCACUUCUCACCCCAAGAAAACUCAUCGAACUGUCUACAGGAGCCACCGACGCCAAACAGCUGACGUUCGAUCCAUUCAAAAACACCGCGUACUUGCUGACUCGUAACGGCUCACUGUUUCUGCUAAAUCUGGCGCGUAGCCAUGAGAAGAACCUGGCAUUGGCUGUUCCUUGUCUGACAAGCCAAACGGUCACGUGGAUGAUGACAGAAUUUGCUUGGAAUCGAGCUUCUUCCCCGAAAAUCUAUGCUCUGACUUGGAAUGGUUUGAUUGUGAUCGAUGUCGAGGAAAAUAAUAAAUGCAAUGAAGUACGUAUCGACUGGAACAAAUUCGGAGAGAAAGGGCUGAAAGCGAUGUCAGCUUUUGCUAUUGCCGAUAAGCUGUUUGUGUUCGUCACUUCGUCAGAAAUGCUCAUUUAUGGUCGAGAGACGGUGGUACCAAUUCCCAUCACCUAUCCCCCACUUCGUCAAAUUCUUGCCGUUAGUCAGAGCAGUCAACCGUAUCCAGAUCGAUCCUGCUUCACAUUACCAUCUUCGGCUGGUAUACAGUUCACAGUGGUUAAUGAAGGAAAAACGGGAGCAUUCCUUGAAGUCUCGAAGCCUCCCCCACCAAACAUCUGCCAUGGCGUAUCCCUUCCACAAACUCACUAUGAGGUUUACUUCACACGGAAGAAUACCGACAAGGUUAAACAUAUUCGGAGUUAUACGGAGAAAAUCCAUGUGGAGAAUGGGAUUCUUGACAAAGAAACGGAUUACGAGGUCACGGUGGCAUGGCUGAACCGAUACUCGGAUGCUAGCGGGAUUUCCGAUGCAAAGUCGUUCCGAACAGGGUUUGGUUACCCAUCAGCGCCACGGUCCUUGCAAGCCAUUGCCGUCACUCCUGAUACGAUCUAUCUGUAUUGGAACCUUCCGGAAACACUGAACGCUCCGAUUGCAGAGAUUAAGUACAAGAUCUCCCAGCAGGCAUCCGGUUUGGCGUCACCAUCUAGUAUUGCUGUACAAGAGUAUUCCGAUGGUAUGUUUUCGCCCACGACUUCCGAUUCAGCAUCCUGCCUUGUAAGUCCGUGUCGGGCAAAAGUUGCCAAUCUAAGACCAGCGACCGAGUAUAGAUUCUGGGCCACAUCCAUUCACAAAUCACACCUCAACUCGCAGUUUUUAGAAGACGCCGAGGCAAUCUCGCAAGAGGCCUCUGCUCGUACAAAGGAUAUCCCUGGAACCCUUCGACCAGACAAUGUCACCGGUUCGUCAUUGUUGCUUCGAUGGAAUAGCCUACAAGCUGAGCAACCGCCGUCGGUUAUUUCGGUGCAGUACAAAGAGACAGGUAGCACGAGUGGAUGGAAGUCACCGUCAAAUGCAUCGUUUGAUCCUUCUGUAUCGACUAUCCUCGUUCUUAUAAAUGGCCUGCUUUCUGCCACUUCGUAUGACUACCGAUUUGUUGCUGCUUACUCGGGAUCAAUCACGAUUGAGAAUCGAGCGGUUGGAUUCAAGGAGUAUUACUAUCAAGGUGUACAACAAGCUAAGACAAAAGCUGGUGUACCGACUGCACCCCAGCAGGUUGAAGCUCGAAUGGAUGAAGAGGGAUGGAUUGUCUUAUGGAAAGAACCCUCUAGCGAUGGUGGUUCGCCCAUUACAAGCUAUGCUGUCGAGAUGCGACAUAAUCGUUCCGCAGAAUGGGAAAUUGCGGAGCGUGGGCUAGACGGUUGGAAGUUGUGGUGGAGACCGGCCAAAAGUGAUCGACGCCAAACAUGGGAAUUCAGAGUUCGAGCAGCCAAUCUUGAAGGGUUUGGAGCUUAUGGGUACUCAACCGAUACCGUAGGUGAGUUUGGAACUCUAAUUGAAACGAUUCGAGCUUUGCAUCUGAUCAUCGUAUUUCACAAUCUUUUAGUUCGAGCUCGCGCCAGAGCCUCCCGAUUGAAGAAGGAACGGAAUUUGGACAAGAACUGUAUCACACUGGAGAAAAUAGCUGGCCUCGAUCAAUCUCCCUGCCAACCAAUGCCACCGGAAAUGCUUAACGAAAUCAAAAGUCUCAUCAUCAGUCCGGAUGCCAUUGAUUUUAGCAAUUUCGAUCACCCCAACAUCGUGAAGCUUUUGGGCGUUUGCCUAGAAGGCCCUAAAGAAUACCUCAUUCUUGAACUCAUGGAAGGAGGUGAUCUGCUGAACUUCUUGAAGGCGAGCUCACCAACGGACUCCUAUCCAUCUCAACUUUCUUUACGAGAUGUGCUCUCGAUGCUGAUCGAUAUCGGUCGAGGUGGUGCAUAUCUGGAAUCGAUUCGGCAUGUUCAUCGAGAUUUGGCAGCCAGAAACUGUCUAAUCAGUUCACGAACAUCUCGUUCGAAUCGAGUCACGAAGAUAGGUGCGAUGAGCUCUCCAGGAAUGUCCACACAUUCCAGGUGGCUUGCUCCCGAAUGCAUAAUGGAAGGUAUGUUCUCAUCGAAAAGCGACAUUUGGGCGUUCGGUAUUCUGAUGUAUGAAAUAGUUAGCCUGGGACAAAAACCUUAUCUUAACAUGGACAACAAUCAGGUGCUCACACAUGUGCGGAAUGGAGGCACUCCACCGAAACCCGUGUAUUACCAUUUCCCAAAACACCAUGCAUACUCUCGUGGGAACCCUAACCGGCUGCUGCAGUAUGGAAGUAUGUACAACCCUUGGGAAGGCAUGGAUCCUUGUGAAGUAACAUCGGGAUCAGUAGCUCGUAAGAAGAAGAGCCAAAGUGUUAGGUUGUAA